AUGCAAUUUUCCAAAAUUUAUCUGCUCGCUUUUAGCAUUGCUGGCGCUACAGCAUUGUUUUCCCAGGAGGACAACUUGCACAAAAUUAAAAAUGGCGAAAUCCCGCCAGACACGGCAGAUUAUCGCGGCAAGCGUCUUCUGGCUUUGCCCAUGAAUGCUCAUUUUGAGACAAAUCAUAUUUGGAAUAUAAUUUAUAUAAGUAAUUAA
Molecule: messenger RNA, 207 nt
Organism: Pyricularia oryzae 70-15
Lineage: Eukaryota; Fungi; Ascomycota; Sordariomycetes; Magnaporthales; Pyriculariaceae
Exons: 4
Coding region: 1-207 (68 amino acids)
Source: RefSeq, a predicted model, not a curated record